AUGCAUCUAACAUCAAAACCAAAGCCCACAGUGUCUCUAGAAAUUGUGUCCUUCUACAUGGGGGACAAAAGAAUCCCAUUAGCAUUCUGCCCUAUAUCACAUAGUAAUGCCUUCAUGACUUUGAGGAGAAGAGAAUCCUAUUGGAUUACCAAACUACAGACACUCCAACCCAAUGGUCUCAAUGAGAAUCUUGACAUGGCAGCUUUUGAGACGCGUAUAAAUGAGCAAGAAGAUGUUGUGCCACUUGGACAAAGACGUGCUUGGUGCUGGUGUAUGUGCUUUGGUUUAGCUUUUAUGCUUGCAGGAAUAGUCCUUGGCAGUGCUUACCUUUACAAAUAUUUUGCUCUUCAGCGUGGUGUUUACUUCAGCGGAAUAAGAUAUGUUGAGGAUGAAUACUCAGUAAGUGAGCCUUUUGGAGAGAACCCUGUUGCUUACCACUCAUUUCAAGAGCGAAUCCAGAUUCUGGAAUAUGAUAAUGUUGCGCUUAUCAAUGUACCUGUUCCUGAAUUUGCAGACAGUGACCCUGCUGACAUUGUUCAUGACUUUCACAGGAAAUUGACUGCAUACCUUGAUCUGAGUUUGAAUAAAUGCUACGUCAUUCCUCUGAAUACUUCCAUUGUUAUGCCACCCAAGAAUUUCUUGGAAUUGCUCAUCAACAUUAAGGCUGGAACAUACCUUCCUCAGUCUUAUUUGAUUCAUGAACAAAUGGUAGUUACUGAUCGCAUUGAGAAUGUUGAUCAGUUGGGAUUCUUUAUCUAUCGCCUGUGUCAUGACAAGAAGACCUACAAACUCCAGCAUAAACCAACCACUAGAGGAAUUCAGAAACGUGAAGCUGAAAACUGCCGCACGAUUCUUCACUUCGAGAAUAAGUUUGCUAUGAAGACUACUAUUUGCAAGCAAUAAAAGGAUAAACAAUCAAAAA
This is a messenger RNA of Bombina bombina (fire-bellied toad), 922 nucleotides long. RefSeq names its product integral membrane protein 2B-like. The record is from RefSeq and is a predicted model, not a curated record. Gene Ontology annotation, molecular function: amyloid-beta binding. Bases 1 to 903 code for a protein of 300 amino acids. Lineage: Eukaryota; Metazoa; Chordata; Amphibia; Anura; Bombinatoridae. The transcript is spliced from 2 exons. Gene Ontology annotation, cellular component: extracellular exosome; plasma membrane; Golgi apparatus. Gene Ontology annotation, biological process: negative regulation of amyloid precursor protein biosynthetic process.